AUGAGCCAGAUAUCGCUGAAGGAACGCCGCCUCCUGCGCACACCCAAGUGCGCCCGCUGCCGCAACCACGGCGUCAUCUCGUGCGUGAAGGGCCACAAGAAGCUGUGCCGCUGGCGCGAGUGCUGCUGCCCCAACUGUCAGCUGGUCGUCGAUCGCCAGCGGGUGAUGGCCGCCCAGGUGGCCCUGCGCCGUCAGCAGACAAUGGAGGCCCUGGAGGCAUCCGCCCAGACAUCGCAUCCAGCCACCGCAUCCAGUAGCGAGGGCGAGGAGUCCCUAACUUCAACGUCGCCACCACCACCUCCGCCUUCAGCAGCCGCCUCCACAUCCACAUCCACAUCCUCAUCAGCCACGCGCCAGGCACUGAUUGCCCAGAAAAGGAUCUACAAGCAGCGACUGCGCAACCUGCAACAGUCCACUUUGCACAUCACAGCAGCCAUGGAAGAGUACAAGCAACGGUUUCCCACGUUCAGCUCUCCGCUGAUGGAGCGAAUGCGCAAGCGACGCGCGUUCGCUGAUCCGGAACUCAACUACGCCAUGGAGGCGACGCUGGGCGGUAACGCCCUCUAUGCCGCUGCCGCUGCUGCUGCUGCUGCAGCCAUGCAUCAAUCGGGGCCGCCACUGCCACCGCCGCCGCCAUUCACAGCUUCCAUCCCAAUCACAGCCGUCACGAUACCCACGCCGCCCGCACACGCCACGGCAAAGAAGACCAAGCUGAGCUUUUCAAUUGAGUCAAUAAUGGGCAUUAGCACGUAG
This is a messenger RNA of Drosophila obscura, 753 nucleotides long. It is a transcript of the gene dmrt11E, whose product is annotated as doublesex- and mab-3-related transcription factor 2. Gene Ontology annotation, cellular component: nucleus. The record is from RefSeq and is a predicted model, not a curated record. Gene Ontology annotation, biological process: regulation of transcription by RNA polymerase II; sex differentiation. The transcript is spliced from 2 exons. Gene Ontology annotation, molecular function: DNA-binding transcription factor activity, RNA polymerase II-specific; RNA polymerase II cis-regulatory region sequence-specific DNA binding. The coding region runs from base 1 to 753 and encodes 250 amino acids. NCBI's taxonomy places the organism in Eukaryota, Metazoa, Arthropoda, Insecta, Diptera, Drosophilidae.